AUGUCGAUGCACAUGUGGAUGUGGUUCGGGUACGAGCUCGGAGAGUUCCUGUUCCCAGGACUAGAGAUCACUUCGAGGUGGGCCUUCGCGCUAACCUGGAUAGCGCUGUUCUUUGUGGCCUUGCUGUUCGAGGGAUCCAAGGUGUACCUGGCAAAAGUGCAGCGCGCGGCGAUAAAAAGGCUCUACCCCUACAGGUCAGACGAGAGGAGAAAUCUGUUAUGUGAAAGGGAGGCAGGCGGCAUCAUGGAACCAACGACAAGUCGGAACGCUAAUAAUGGUCCUGCCACCCGGUGGGCUUCACUCAGGGUUCGUGCGCUGGUUAACACCCAUCAAUCGUUUGUGUUCCUAAUACACAACGUGGUCGGUUACCUGCUGAUGCUGGCUGUCAUGGUGUACAACGUUCAUUUGCUGCUCGCCGUCGUGUUUGGCAUGAUGCUGGGUUACUUCCUUUUCGGUACAAAGUUGACGCGACUUCAGAUGCAGUGCUUCAGCACAAAGAGAGUGGUCAUCUGCACGCCUGAAUGUGAUGAUACUGCUGAGAAUACAACGCCGCCUCUCCUUGACUCCUCCAUGAGUUCAGAGUCGGAUUUUUUCAUAUGUCAAACACGUACCUGCAUCCAGCCAUCGCACUAUUUUCCAGCCACAUCGCAAGAUGGCGGCUCUAAUGAACAAAAUGCUACUUGCUACUAUGGCGCUAAGAAGUGUCCAUCCAAAGUCGCUAGAAUUAAGAAAAUGCAAGCUUCUACUUCGCACUGCCACCGUGAGAGUGAGAAAGAGGACAGUCCAAGCGUCGAGGACGUCCAACUCCUCCGAACAGAACGGCAAGGGUGUUGUAAGAAGAAGCAAGAACCGCCACCCGAAGAGAAAUGUUGUAAGAAGAAGAUUGAGACCACAGUUGUAAUCCAUGAAGCGACUCCUAGUCAGGGUUGUUGCAAGGAGGAAGAGCAGAAGCGGCUGGAGACGAGGGAGCGGAGCCCUCAAAUAACUUGCUGUCACAACACCAAGACUCCCAGUGACUCUCAGGAGCAGAUCAUCAACUGA
This is a messenger RNA of Arctia plantaginis, 1041 nucleotides long. NCBI's taxonomy places the organism in Eukaryota, Metazoa, Arthropoda, Insecta, Lepidoptera, Erebidae. The record is from the annotation of a GenBank genome assembly.